CUAGGCGAACAUUACUUCGUGCGCGCUGUAGUGAUCGAGGUCUCUACUCUGCGAAUAUUCAGUGAAUAUACAUCUAUAGAAAGUGUUACUGUGAAAAGUCAUCCGACGGCACGAGUAAGCCGCUCCGAUCUCAUUUGCUGAGAUUCUUCGACAUAGUGUACGAGUUCGAAUGUGCGGAUUAAAUAAUCCACUAUUCGAAUCAUCUUAAUUUUCAUCGUUUUUGUGAAUUAUUGCUAAUAAACGCAUCUCAAGAAAACCAAAUGGUUGUACUCGAGGAAUCCAACAUGAUGACUAACAAUCACAACCAAUAUUUGCAUCCAGACUAUUUACCACCAAUAUCAACAACGUUGGACUCCAAAAACAGUCCUCUCGCUCUUUUGGCGCAAACAUGCAGCCAGAUAGGUGCAGAUUCGCCAAGCAAACCAUUGCUCUCGUCCUUGGAAAAAGCCAACAAAUCUUCAACAAACACAUCGCAUCCAAAUCGGUCUCCCACCGGAGCCAAACUCGAGCGCACUCGCUCUAGUCCUUCGGACAGCAAGAACAACAACUCGAUUAAUUUAGCUUACAAACCAUACGAAAGCAACGUUGUAACGAAGCGAAAAUCCAGUGAAUCGGAAAGUGCCGCUUCUACGAGGCCUGCCUCAAAAGCAAGCAGUGUGAAUAGUUCUAGUAACGACAGUGUCAGUGCAAGUGUCGAUAGCGAGAACAAUAAUGUUACAAAAAAGGCACGUUUGAGUCCAGCGGCAGGACGUAAAACCGUCUCACCCGCCAGUAGUCCAAGUGCAGCGUCGAGCUCUGGAAAAAAGAGUCCUCACGCUGAUAGUGAAAAAUCAUCGAAAAAAGAUAGCAGCAACAGCAACGGAAGCAGCACACCGGCCACCAGUACCAGCAACGGUGGUGCCAGUCCAAUUAUCCGUUCCGGUAUGGACGUGUUGUCCGGAAAAGAUAGUGCAAGUGGUAUAUAUAAAUCCGGAGUGCCUGGAUUUCCUAGCCCAAAUCCUCUGUGUUGUCCACCGGGAAUGAGUGAAAAUCCAGCCUUCCGUCCUCCUUUCGUCGGUACAUCGCCUUUCGCGCAUCAUCAGGCCAUGGCCGCCGCGCUUCUGGGCUAUCCCGUGCCGGGUGCACCGACCGCCAACCCAUACCAACAUCUUGGCUACACUCGAGUGAAAAAUGCCGCCGGUGGCGAGAGCAUAGUGCCAGUACCGGUCUGCAAGGAUCCCUACUGCCAGGGCUGCCCCUACAGCAUGUCCAGUGCGCAGAUGAUGAUGGCCGCGCAACAAGCGGCCAACGCCGCGAGACCGCCGUGCCCCAGUGGCUGCAAUCAGUGCGAUCAUCAAAAAUACGGUCUGAAUUACGGACUGCCCGGCAUGGGUCCCGUAGCUCCGGGUCACGCCUUCGCUAUGCCAUCGGUAGCUGCGCACGCGGCCGCCGCUGCCGCGAAUGCAGCCGGCCGACCUCACAUCUGCAACUGGGCCGCAGGUGAGACUUACUGCGGCAAACGGUUCUCUACCUCGGAGGAGCUGUGGCAACACUUGCAAUCCGCUCACACGUCCGGCAACGCCGAUCACGCAGCCGCUCUGGCCGCUCAGCAUCAGCUAAUGUCGCCGUCGGCAGCGUUACAGAGAGCCGCCGCUCAAGCCGGAGCUUAUCCAUCGACCUCGAUCAGCCCCCUCAGUCCCGGACGAUAUCAUCCAUAUGGAAAACCACCGGGAGCUCCAUUGCCCACGUCACUUUCAGCAUCGCCUUACAGCGCUUUCAAUCCUCUUUCGCCCUAUUACGCGCCUUACGCGUUAUACGGCCAGCGGAUCGGUGCAGCAGUUCACCCAUAAGUUUGUGAGGUGUAAUAUCAAAGACUGAAAAAUUGAAAACUGUGAUUUAUGUAGACGUGUGUUUUGGAUCAAGAAACGGUCGAAGUUCUAUGCUGUGAUAUUUUAGAUUAUAAAAGUUUUUGUUACAAAUUAUUUUAUCCCAUUGAAAAUGGUGAAAUCGAUGCAGCAUCAAACGAAUUAUUAGGUGCCUGCGAGAAUCGUAUACUUCUAAUUGGUUUAGAUAAUUUUAAUUAUGCUCUUUCAAACGACAAUGGAAGAGCAAACCUCUUGACGUCAAAUUACAAAUUAUGUUUUUCUAUAAUCUAGAAUUAAAUUUUCGUACAUGUAUUAUUUGCAUGAAAUAUCAAAUGCGUUCAAUUGAGCGCUUGUCGGGUCUAUCAAAAUAUUGUAUGCUUGUGAAAGUAAAUAAAUGUAUACGAUUCGAAUGAAUGUGUUUUAUUGUAACACGGCGGCUUUAUGCAAAUAGCCGCUAAUUUUUUGAGUCGUAUUUGUGUGUCGUUUAAUAAUGAAAUAAUCUGAUAAUACAAUUGUAAUUAUUUCAUCGGCAAUUGUAAACUUAUAUCGAUUUGUAAAUAUUGUUGAGUUUCCAUACUUGCUUUAAUAAAAAUACAUUUGUAGAACUAUA
This is a messenger RNA of Trichogramma pretiosum, 2454 nucleotides long. It is a transcript of the gene noc, whose product is annotated as zinc finger protein Noc-like. Bases 261 to 1829 code for a protein of 522 amino acids. NCBI's taxonomy places the organism in Eukaryota, Metazoa, Arthropoda, Insecta, Hymenoptera, Trichogrammatidae. Gene Ontology annotation, biological process: negative regulation of DNA-templated transcription. The transcript has 2 exons. Gene Ontology annotation, cellular component: nucleus. The record is from RefSeq and is a predicted model, not a curated record.